Messenger RNA from Williopsis jadinii, 939 nucleotides. RefSeq lists its product as uncharacterized. The record is from RefSeq and is a predicted model, not a curated record. The transcript is spliced from 2 exons. Lineage: Eukaryota; Fungi; Ascomycota; Saccharomycetes; Phaffomycetales; Wickerhamomycetaceae. Bases 277 to 747 code for a protein of 156 amino acids.
CAUAGCUACCGUUUAGAAAUGUCAGUGUAGCCCUUUGUUGACUUUUUCAUUCGUUCUGGAAAGCAUCUGCGACCACGGUGGGGCGGGCGGUAAUUCCAGUUUGGGAACUUUACGCAAACAAAAGUGUCGAGGACAUUUGAGCCAUUUCUUUUUUUCCAACGCUCCCAUCAGCGACUCUGGCCUUCAGUUGCGCAAGAGUGUACGUAUCAGGUAACACACAAUCGGUCCUGCCGACCAAACCGAAAAGUUAAAGUUUUUAAUUUACCGAAGAAGGAAAUGUCAAUCUGCGCAAAAGUGGAAAACGUAAACAUGCACACACCAAAAGCUCUUGAGAUUCUCCUUCCCAAGCGCUACGGAGCCAACUACGUCAGCGGGCGGUUGUCAAGCACAAAACGCAAAAGCAAACACUUGUUGCGCAAAAAAGCGAAAACUUUAUACCAAGUUGGGAACAUAAACGAAACAAAAAAACCACUCAACGAAGAAAACGCACUUGAAGUGUGUAUAUCUCAUGUACGUGUAUGUUUUCUUUUUUUCUCAUACAAUACCGGGGAGACCCACAUCUUCCGUAAUCAGCGACCGUCCUCCAUCUUGAGCGCCCAAGAGGUAUAUAAACAAAUUGACAUCUGCUCUUUGGGAAAAAAUUACAAUCCUUUCUCUCUUUUCUUCUUUCCCCCCUUAACCUUCUGUUUAUUCAAACAUUCUCAUUCCAAAGUAUUGUUACAAUCAGUUGUCAAUCUUAUUGACUAAUCACAGAUACCCGCAACACUCUGGAGUAUAGAAGGACAGGGAACGAGGGAAAUCCAAAUCAAGCACAGACAUUCUAUUCUACUGGCCCAAAGCAAGUAACAUCAACUGAUGAGCACCAUUCUUUGUUCAAUUGGCUGCUAGAGGAGACCACGCCUCUUGGAGGUUGCUCGUUUCCUCUACACCCAGGAACAG